UGUGUCAGUGGGUCUGGGAGAGCAGAGGUGAGGGUUGUGCUGUCUGCUGAGCCCCAAACUCAGAGCUUCUGCUGGGGAAGAUGAAGACGGAGGGCUGCCUGUGGAUCAUUCUCUUGGCCUCUGUGGCUCUGACCAACCAACAAGGUACUGUGAGGUUGGUGAAUGGAGGCAGUCGAUGCUCUGGGAGAGUGGAGGUUUAUCAUGCAGGAGAGUGGGGCACCGUCUGUGACAUUUAUGUGUGGAAUAUGCCUGAUGCUGCAGUGGUGUGUAGAGAGCUCGAUUGUGGUGAUGCUGUAAAGGCUCUGGGUGGAGCUCACUUUGGAGAGGGAUCAGGGAAAAGCUGGAUGUGUAAUGUGAGGUGUGAGGGAUCAGAGUCCACACUGAAGAACUGUAAACACCAAGGAUGGAAAGACUGGACUACAGGAGUGUGUCAGCAUUCCAGAGAUGCUGGAGUCAUUUGUUCAGGUGCCUUGAGGUUGGUGAAUGGCAGCAGUCGCUGUUCUGGAAGAGUUGAAGUUCUACACACAGGACAGUGGGGCACAGUGUGUGAUAACGGAUGGGACCUGCGUGAUGCUGCAGUGGUGUGUAGAGAGCUGGGCUGUGGAGAGGCUGUAGAAGCUCUCAAAGGUGCUCAGUUUGGACAGGGCUCAGGAGAAAUUUGGAUAAGUGAUGUGGAGUGUGUGGGGUCUGAGUCCACAGUGAAGGACUGCAAGUCACAAAGAUGGGGUGCAGAAAACUGUGGUCAUCAUCAGGAUGCAGGAGUCAUCUGCUCAGAUACCUUGAGGUUGGUGAAUGGCAGUAGUCGCUGUUCUGGAAGAGUUGAAGUUCUACACACAGGACAGUGGGGCACAGUGUGUGAUAACAGAUGGGACCUGCAUGAUGCUGCAGUGGUGUGUAGAGAGCUGGGCUGUGGAGAAUCUGUAGAAGCUCUCAAAGGUGCUCAGUUUGGACAGGGCUCAGGAGGAAUGUGGAUGAGAGAUGUGGAGUGUGUGGGGUCUGAGUCUAGAGUAAAGGACUGCAAGUCACAAAGAUGGGGUGUAAAAAACUGUGGUCAUCAUCAGGAUGCAGGAGUCAUCUGCUCAGGAGUCCAACUGAUGGGCCAUUCUCACUGCUCUGGGAGAGUGGAGCUGCUUCACAAGGAGACCAGACACACUGUAUGCAGUACCACAUUUGACUGGCAGGAUGCAGAGGUUGUGUGUCGACAGCUGGACUGUGGGGCUCCUGUAGAAGUGCUGGGAGCAGCUGCAUUUGGAGAGGGAGAGGGCCAGGUGUGGUCAGAGGAGAUCCAGUGUGGAGGCAACGAGACUCAGAUUCACCUCUGCCCAACAUCCCCUACACCCUCACACAAUUGCUCUCACAAGCACGAUGUUGGAUUAGUUUGUACAGAUACAGUGAGGUUGAUGGAUGGCCCCAGUCGCUGUUCUGGGAGAGUGGAGGUUUACCUUGGGGGAGAGUGGGGCCCAGUGUGUGGUGCUUAUUGGGACCAAGUUGAUACAGCAGUUGUGUGUAAAGAGUUGGGCUGUGGUGAUGCUGUAGAUUCUCUGUCAGGUUCCCACUUUGGAGAGGGAGCAGGGAGACUCUUGAUGGCUGAGGUUGGCUGUGUGGGGUGGGAGACCAGACUAAAGUCCUGUUCUCGUAAGGGAUUGAAUGAGCACACAUGCCAGCCUAAAGACAAUGUUGGAGUCACCUGCUCAGAACACAGAGCUCCCAGGCUAGUGAACGGUUCCCAGCGGUGUUCUGGGAGAGUGGAGAUGGAAUAUGGGAUCACCUGGGGAACAGUGUGCAACACCACAUUUGACUGGCAGGAUGCAGAGGUUGUGUGUCGAGAACUGGACUGUGGGGCUCCUGUAGAGGUGCUGGGAGCAGCUGCAUUUGGAGAGGGAGAGGGCCAGGUGUGGUCAGAGGAGAUCCAGUGUGGCGGCAACGAGACUCAGAUUCAACUCUGUCCAACAUCCCCUAUCAACCACAACUGCUCACAUGAUAGGGAUGUAGGGUUAGUUUGUUCUGGAUACACUGAUGCCAGACUGGCCAAUGGCAGUGACUCCUGCUCAGGCAGAGUGGAGCUCAAGUACCUCAGAGAGUGGGGCACAGUGUGUGAUGCAUCCUGGGAUAUAAGGUCCUCCAGCGUGCUCUGCCACCAGUUGAAGUGUGGGAGUGCUGUGGCUGUUGUAGGGGCAGAGUGGUUUGGUGAGGGGAGUGGAAGCAUCUGGCCUGAUAUGUUUGUGUGUGAGGGGAAUGAAACUGGCCUCUUAAGAUGUGGAAUCUCCUCAUGGAGUCGAGCUGCAUGCUCCCAUAGACAGGAUGCUGGAGUGAUCUGCUCAGGUUCCUCCCUCUCCCAGUACAAUGGGACGGUGCGCUUGUCUGGAGAGAGGCGGUGUGAGGGAGCGGUGGAGGUUUACGUCACUCAGAGGUGGAGGAGAGUUCUGCUGGACUCCUGGAGUCAGUCUGUAGCCUCCGUGGUGUGCAGACAGCUGGCCUGCGGUUCUGCUGUUAGGUUCUUUGGUUCUACUGACACAGAUGGUGAUGGGUGUGUCUCAGGAAUCCAUUGUUCUGGACGUGAGACUCACCUGGGAAACUGCAGCCCUCCACAGAUACUAAACUGUACUUCUAGCCAGCAGGUGACCGUUGUCUGUUCAGGCCUUCAGCCAGUCAGGUUGACAGGAUCUGGAGGAGACUGUGCUGGCAGACUGGAGGUUCUCCACAACGGCUCGUGGGGGACUGUGUGCGAUGACUCCUGGGACAUGCAGGAUGCCCAGGUAGUGUGCAGACAGCUGCAGUGUGGCACAGCUCUCAGUGCUGAGGUCCCUGCAUCCGUUCCCCCAGGAGAUCUGCCCAUCUGGCUGAGCGAGGUGAACUGCACAGGAGAUGAGACGAGCCUGUGGGAGUGUCCCCCAGCAGAGUGGGGGCAGCACGACUGCUCACACAAAGAGGAUGUGUGGGUCAUGUGCUCAGGGUUCAUUCAGCUGAAACAAACCACAGACAGUCGUGGGCCAUGCAAAGGUGUAAUAGAGGUCUAUUACAAUGGCACCUGGGGAAACAUAUGUGUCAAUGACAUGGACACAAACAUAGGCUCUGUGAUUUGCCGUCAGUUAGGCUGUGGAGGACUUACAGUGACCACUGAUGCCAAGCCAACUAAAGCCAAGCAACUGAUCCCUCCACGAUGUAGGAAGCACGAUACACACCUUGAGCAGUGCAAACCAUUUCAAUGGAGAACAGACUGCAGGAGGGUUGCUGAUCUAGAGUGUACAGGAACUGAAACAAAAGCUCAUAUCAUACACAAAGAGUCAGUUAAGGAAUGUCCAGUGUCUCCAACGCUGAGGCUGGUGGGGAGUCCCACUCGCUGCUCAGGGAGGGUGGAGGUGCUCCUGCAGGGAGAGUGGGGGACGGUAUGUGACGACUCCUGGGACAAGAGGGACGCCAAGGUGGUCUGCAGGCAGCUGGACUGUGGGGAGCCCGUGGAUGAAGGUGGAGAGAAGGGCCCAUUUGGAAGGGGAGGCGGCCCCAUCUGGCUGGACGAGGUGGACUGCACCGGCCAUGAGCACCACCUGUGGGAGUGCUGCCGCGCCCCUCUGAAUCAAAGUGACUGCAUCCAUAAGGAGGACGCCUGGGUCACCUGCACAGGGCCUCCACCUCCCACCACCCGUCCUCCAGUCAGCUCUGGGAGAACCACAGGGCCUCCAUGUGAGCCUGCAGGGCUUCCUGUCUCUCCAGCGGCUGCUGCCACUCUGGGGCUCCUGCUCCUGCUGCUGCUGGGCUCACUGGCGGUGCUGGUGGGGCAGAACAGGGCACUCAGGAGAGCUCUCUCCAAAAGGAGACACGUGGAACUGAAUGAAGCUGUAUAUGAGGAGCUGGACAUCAGACUGACCACAGCCGGCUCCUCCAAAGGUCAUCAUAGAGCACGCGUCCUAUCUGAUGCUCGGAAUUCCUGGUACGAGGACGUGCAGGAGGAUGAAAGGAGACCCAUCUCAGUUCCUUCUCUGGGAGAGCCAACAGAGUACUAUGAUGAUGUCACUGCUGAUGACAACGAGACCAACCUCAAUGAUAUGUUGACAGCAGUGGAGACAAAGCAUGCCAAUGAAAAAGAACAGGAGUAUUAUGAUGACAUCAUGAAUGAAGAUGACCUUCAACUGACAUCAGGUAUUGCAGGGAUGAUGACAGCAGACCAAGGUCAAGAGUAUGAUGGUGUCAUCACUGGGAUUGAUUAUGAUGAUGUGGGGGCGGAGUCUGAGGAGUGACACAUGAAGAGGUCAGCAGAGCAGAGGACUCAUCAGCUGUGAUGGACUGGAGUUCUGAGCUUAUCCUUGAGAUGCCAUAUAUAUUUGAUAGCUUAUGACAAAAGUAUAUGCAAAGCUUAUUUUUACAAUGGAUAUUUUGUUAUAAUGCCAUUUAUAUUCCAAAAAUGUAUUUUUAUGAUUUUUGUUGUGUGUUUUUCUCCUGAUCCAAUUGCUGAUAUUUAGGCAAUGUACUUUUUUGU
Messenger RNA from Alosa sapidissima (American shad), 4474 nucleotides. RefSeq names its product deleted in malignant brain tumors 1 protein-like. The record is from RefSeq and is a predicted model, not a curated record. Lineage: Eukaryota; Metazoa; Chordata; Actinopteri; Clupeiformes; Clupeidae. Bases 81 to 4235 code for a protein of 1384 amino acids. The transcript has 19 exons. Gene Ontology annotation, cellular component: membrane.